Molecule: messenger RNA, 2124 nt
Organism: Glycine soja
Lineage: Eukaryota; Viridiplantae; Streptophyta; Magnoliopsida; Fabales; Fabaceae
Product: protein NRT1/ PTR FAMILY 5.2-like
Exons: 4
Coding region: 126-1940 (604 amino acids)
Biological process (GO): dipeptide transport; transmembrane transport
Cellular component (GO): membrane
Molecular function (GO): tripeptide transmembrane transporter activity; dipeptide transmembrane transporter activity
Source: RefSeq, a predicted model, not a curated record
AGAAAGCUAAGCCUCUAAAAUCAGAUUCCCCGCCUUUACAAUAUAAAAGUUAAGCUCGUGAGAGAAUUGAAGCUCAAAAAAAAAAACUUUCAGACAAGAGCCCAAGAGAUUAUUCAAACUCAUAUAUGGCAGUGAUAGAAGAAAAAGGCCCUUCAAGUGGGAACGAGGAUUACACUCAAGAUGGCACAGUGGACCUAAAGGGUAGACCCGUUUUGAGAUCAAAGACGGGAAAAUGGAAAGCUUGUUCCUUCAUAGUAGGGUAUGAAGUGUUUGAGAGGAUGGCCUUCUACGGGAUACAAUCAAACCUAGUGAUAUAUCUAACUAAUAAGCUCCAUGAGGGCACUGUGACAGCUUCAAACAACGUUAGCAACUGGGUGGGUGCAGUGUGGAUGAUGCCACUGGCAGGAGCUUACAUAGCCGAUGCCCAUCUUGGCCGAUAUAAGACCUUUGUAAUUGCGUCAUGCAUCUAUAUUCUGGGAAUGUGUCUGUUGACUCUAGCAGUUUCACUACCAGCUCUGAGGCCAUCACCAUGUGACCAAGGCCAGAAUUGCCCACGGGCAUCGUCAUUGCAGUAUGGUAUUUUCUUCUUGGCCCUUUACAUCGUUGCAAUAGGCACAGGGGGAACCAAGCCCAACAUUUCUACCAUGGGAGCUGACCAAUUUGAUGAGUUUGAGCCCAAAGAGAGAUCCCACAAGCUUUCCUUCUUCAAUUGGUGGUUCUUUAGUAUUUUCUUUGGUACCCUUUUCUCCAACACUUUCUUGGUAUACUUACAAGACAAUAAGGGUUGGGCCAUUGGGUAUGGCCUUCCCACCCUUGGGCUUGUUAUUUCAGUAGUGGUGUUUCUGGUAGGAACUCCAUUUUAUAGACACAAAUUGCCAUCAGGUAGCCCAGUAACAAGGAUGCUUCAGGUAUAUGUUGCUGCUGGGAGCAACUGGAAGCUGCAUGUCCCAGACGAUCCGAAAGAGCUACAUGAGCUGAGCAUUGAAGAGUAUGCAAGUAAUGGGAGAAACAGAAUUGAUCGGAGCUCCUCAUUGAGUUUCCUUGACAAAGCAGCUAUAAAGACUGGCCAAACAUCACCAUGGAUGCUUUGCACAGUGACCCAAGUAGAGGAAACCAAGCAAAUGACAAAACUGAUUCCUCUCUUGCUUACAACGAUUAUUCCAAGCACCUUGGUAGUUCAAGCGAGCACACUCUUUGUCAAACAAGGCACCACACUAGACAGGAGUAUGGGACCCCAUUUCCAAAUCCCCCCGGCAUGUCUCAACGCAUUUGUUACCAUCUCCAUGCUGAUAACCAUCGUUGUCUACGACCGAGCUUUCGUUCCCGCUAUCCGGCGCUACACGAAGAACCCCAGAGGGAUCACAAUGCUGCAGAGACUCGGCAUUGGACUUGUGAUGCAUGUCUUCAUAAUGAUCAUUGCAUGCUUUGCUGAAAGAAGGAGACUCAAGGUUGCAAGAGAAAACCACCUCUUUGGUCUGCAUGAUACAAUUCCUCUCACUAUUUUCAUCCUCUUACCUCAGUAUGCUUUGGGAGGGGUUGCUGAUAACUUUGUUGAAGUUGCCAAGAUAGAGAUAUUCUAUGAUCAAGCACCAGAUGGCAUGAAAAGUCUUGGAACAGCAUAUUUCACGACCACCUUAGGUAUUGGAAGUUUUCUCAGCAGUUUUCUUCUGUCAACUGUUGCUGAUGUCACCAAGAGACAUGGCCACAAUGGUUGGAUUUUGAAUAAUCUAAACGUCUCCCGUUUAGAUUAUUAUUAUGCUUUCAUGGCUGUACUUAGCUUUCUCAACUUUCUCUGCUUUUUGGUUGUUGCCAAGUUCUUUGUCUAUAAUGUUGAUGUUACACAAACCAAAUCCGGCUCGGAGAUUAACCCCUCUUCAUCACAGGAACAGGACAAUACUGGAAUAAGCCCAAGUAUCCCACAACCAGAUGGCAAAUCCUAGGGAAAACACCACCUCUUCUUAGGAAUAUAAAGUGUGCUUUCUUCUCUUAGCCCUUGCCUUGCUACUUACAAGCUUGAUUAAUGUGAAAAGCAGUGGGCUUUGCUUGUUUAAGAACAUUCCACCAAAUCAUUAUAACGCGUCUCUGCCGAGAAAAUUUCAACUGGUGUCUUUUCUUGCAUGCAAA